AUGUUCGAGAUUAUGAAGGCAAAGGGAAAAAAGGAAGGUGAGAUGGUGAAGAAAAAGUACUGCCAAUAUGCGAUCGUAGAAUGCUCUAAACUGGAGGAUUUGCUGAAAGAUGACAAAGGACUAUUUGAAGUAAAAAAAAGGAUUCGAUCGAUUCUUCCGAAUGCUUCCAUGAAUAUUUCGGGAAGUGUGGGGGAAAAGGGCGAUACUCUGAAAUUCUCAUAUCACAUUGUUGUGAAUAACUACCAUGUUCUGAAUGUGGGCGAACUUGACCCGAUUAAGCAGUUUUGUGCCAUGUAUAAGGAACUUGGAUUUGACAUGAAUAUCUACAGAGCGAACGGCUUGAUGAAAUAUGUAAACCAAUCCAAAGGUGACGGACGAGUCCAGGAGAUAAUAGAAGGUUCUGAUAACAUUUUGGAUCACACGAUCAUGCAUGGUAUUCCAAAGGACAGCAUCCACGUAAAGAAUGUUUCCGAACUUCAAAACUUUCUAUCGACCGGGGCUCCAGCGCUCCGGAAGAGAACACGAGAAAAUGACGAGGGCUCGGUACAAGCGAGAAAAGGUCGCUACUAUCCGGGUCAAAUACCGAGAAUGAACUUGGAACCUCCGGAAACCCUAGAUAUCUAUAGAGGGGAUCCGCUGCAUUUUCUAGCGCACAUGCCAAACCCUAAACGUGGGGAUACGUUUGAAUUGUCCAACUGGUUAUGCAGUGAGAUCGGUCGUUGGUGUAAGAUGGCAGGUAUCACCUUUGCGUCGUUUUGGGAGUGGAAUUCGAAAAAGGAUAGCACUCCGCAACGCAAAGCAAAAUAUAUAGACUUUUGGAAUCGGGUGGAUGUACAGUCGAAGCCCAUUUCGGAGAACUUCAUGAAAGCGUGUUUGGUUGCUGUUUAUAACGGAAACAUUCUAAAGUCGACGCCAUACAAAGUAAUGGAAAAUGCGAUAAACAAAGAGUUCAAUCAUCGCAUUGACUCAAGAUGGUUAUCCUCAGCGGAUCUUCACUUGGGUGACGAUUAUAAACACAUUGUAUUGCAUGUUUCGCUCGGCGGUAACAAAAGUGGAAGUACCAUUGAUUAUCUCAAAGAAUUAUUGGAGGGGGACAAAGAAUUGACAGCGCUUUGGACAACAUGUAGAAUUGCGUUGACAAAUGAACAAAGAGGAAGAAUGGAAAAAACAGGCAUCACCCAAUGGAAAUAUUAUCUGGAUUACAGACCCGAUGAGAAACAAAAUCCAGUGCAUCAUCCCUAUCUCGUAUGUUCCAUUCAGUCGAUCUACUUAGCAAGGGGAGUUUACGAUAUAAUUGUCAUUGAUGAGUGCGAAACGUUAUUGCGAAGUUUUGCGGACGAUGCAAAAUGCCAUGAAUUUCAUGCGCCUGUUGGCGUCAGCAAAGAAGACAUUGGAGGUGAAAGUUUCAUUAUUGGAUCGAGUGUUCCUCCUCCGCAACGAGAGAUCAAGUAUUGCAAAGAAAUAGAAGAUCUUUAUGCGAAAAUGUUCAACAGUCUGGAUAAAGGGGAAAAGAUCUUUAUCGCAUCGGGAGCAAAAGGUUCUCGAAAGGUUCAUUCCGCAUUUGAUGGGGUGGAAAACAUUGUUUCGACGCUAAUGGCAAAAUACAAAUGGAAACGUGGAACAGAAAUAAUUGGUAUCCACGCGGAUCGCAAAAAAGACAAGGAGAAUCUGAGAAAUAUUGAGGAGGUAUGGGGAAAUCCGGCUGUGCGAGUGGUGGUUGGAAACGCUGCUUUAGCGGUGGGCGUGAAUUAUGAUGUAAAAGAAGGGAUGCGCCCGUUUGACCGGGUUUUUGGCAUUUUCAAUCCGGCUUGUAUAUCGUACCGGGACUUUUUCCAAUUACUGGCAAGAAUUCGGAGGCCACUUUCGAAUGAGAUAUGGAUUCUGUUUACGGAACCUUUCAUGAAGGCAGUAAAGCAGGAUCGACUGAUUGUUUCACAAUCCGAUGGAUUUCGUACCUUAGCCGCGCAUAUGGAUUCAGAGAGUUUCGCGGAUAAACAUCACAAAUCGGCACAGGAUCUGUUCAAAUUGUAUGCAGAUCUAUGUAACAUCAAACUAUGCAGCAAAACAUGCUUUGCAUUGGAAAAGGAUGCACGUCAUUUAAUAAGCGGCUGUUUCGACAGUCGAUUCAAUAUGUUCUCAUGGCAUAACAUUAAGGAUAUCUCAGGAGAAGAGUGUGAGAGACUUGAAAGAUUGAUCGAAGCCCUCCAAGCAGACGUCGAUCAGAUUCUUCAAGUUAAAAAAUUCAGGUUCAGAAAUCUAUUUAGAAGUGUGGUUACUGAAAACCUUGUUGAAAUCUACUGGGACACGUACAGGGAUACCGUCUACGCAGUGAAUAACUUUGGCAGGUUAGAACGAGGUCAAGAACUGUAUCACGACAUAAAAUGCGCCCCAAUAGUCCACAAGUUUUACAAGGACAAUAAUCUAACAAUCGAAGGGGAAAUCAGACCAGAGCAUGUCUGUAACUCACCUUUUGAAGACAUACAAAGAUCUUUUAAAAUGUUUCACCGACCGAAAACGUACAGAAUGGACCUAUACGCAAAGAUCAUCAAUGCUUAUUUUUGUGCACCAAUUAUUGUUAAAACGAAAGAGAAACGUAAGAAUAAGAAACGGUACACAUGGGACACAAAUGGAUUGUUACUUGGUAAGAUAGCAGAAGCGUUGCUAUCAUUCGAAGAGUUCGAUAUCUUGAAUUGCGAUUAA
Messenger RNA from Fimicolochytrium jonesii, 2700 nucleotides. RefSeq lists its product as uncharacterized. Lineage: Eukaryota; Fungi; Chytridiomycota; Chytridiomycetes; Spizellomycetales; Powellomycetaceae. The record is from RefSeq and is a predicted model, not a curated record. The coding region runs from base 1 to 2700 and encodes 899 amino acids. The transcript has 4 exons.